This is a messenger RNA of Epithele typhae, 1206 nucleotides long. RefSeq lists its product as uncharacterized. Lineage: Eukaryota; Fungi; Basidiomycota; Agaricomycetes; Polyporales; Epitheliaceae. The record is from RefSeq and is a predicted model, not a curated record. The coding region runs from base 1 to 1206 and encodes 401 amino acids. The transcript is spliced from 3 exons.
AUGUCGCUGUCAGCGCCAGCGCCAGCUCCCAGUGCGAAUCUCCUCAUCUUUCCUCUCGACAUACUCUAUGACAUCCUCGAAUUCCUGGAGGCCGAUUUCGCGACCUUGUUUCAAUGUACCCUCACGUCAGCCACCAUUGCCGCCAUCUCGCGCAAGAUUCUCUUCCGGAACGUCGUUCUCGGCGACGGGACAACUGCCCUAUUCAUGCGUUCACUCCACUCUAAUCCCUCGUUGUCUCUUCUCGUCAAGACCAUCACACUCUCCGAUACUUCGUUGCACAAUCCUAUGCACCCACUCACACGCUCCCGCGCUUGUCUAUCGUUUGAACUGUUCGUCAACCUCACGACGCUCACCUUGGCCAACCUCUCUUUUCGGGGCGUAAACGACAUCAUAACCAUCCUCGCCCUCAUCCCCUCGCUGCAGAACUUACGCGUCAUCGACUGCUUUCAAUCGCACGCCCCUUUUAUCCGCGGGCAAUGGAGACUCGGUCUCGUCUCCCCGUCGGUCAGCUUGCCGCAGAGCCAGGUUGAGGUCGCCCGACCCGUCUCCCUCCCGAGGCUCAGGUCACUCAUCAUCAACGGUCGAUGCUUCCUCGAUCAUCAGCGCCUCGCUCAGGUGGUAUCAGCGGGCUUCGAUCCUGAGGUCCUCCGGCACCUCGAAAUCAUUUGCGAAGGGACCGCCGUGGCCCCGUACUGGUGGAUGCCGGUCCUCCGCGCUUCCAGAGGGUCCCUUCGAACGUUGCUGUUGCGGUUGGACGACCAGGAGGUCCCCCCUCCGGCCUUGAUCAUGGCCUCGUCAGUCUCCCUAUAUGAUGGACCUUUACCAGAGUACAAAGGAGCAGCGGGGAACGGCGCCUUCUAUGACGCGCUGUGCGCCUCUCUCGAACGGACGCCCUCUCCGCUUCCGGCACUCCAGCACCUCCGACUGCAUCUCACGGACCGUAUCAGCGCAGGAACCAGGGACGAGCAAGGCAGCCACGAUGCGUUUGCGACACGCCUCACCUCCGCCCUGCUCUAUCGCAAGGCCGAGCGAUAUCCAUCGUUUACUCGCCUUGCUUUGUUCCUCACAGCGCCGAAAAGCAGAGGUUCUGAGCGGGGAGAGAAGGAUGCGUUCGCCGUGGUGCAGCGGUGGUACUCGCGCUUGUCCCGCUUCAAGCAGACAGCGUCCGGGGUGACGGUGGAAGUUAGGUUCAAGAAUCCGCACUAG